UCUCUGAGUGGUGAUGGGUUGGUGGUUAGACUCAAUAACCUUAGUGGUCUUCUCCAAGUUUAAUGACUGUCUGAGCGGGGCUGGGUUGGUGGUUGGACUCGAUGUUCUUGGAAGCCAUUUCCAACCUUAAGGACUCCCCCUCACCUGAUGCUUUCUGCAGGCUCCGAUGACGGCACGGUGCGUUUCUGGGAGGUGUGCACGGCGCGCUGCAUGAAGACCCUGCCCGUGGGCAGCGUGGUGAAGAGCAUCGCCUGGAACCCCAACCCCACCGUCUGCCUGGUGGCCGUCUGCGUGGAGCAGUCAGUGCUGCUGGUGAACCCGUGUCUCGGGGACAAGCUGCUCUAUGGGGCCACUGACCAGGUGCUGGAGUCCUACGUGCCCCCACAGGAGGAGCGUGUGCAGCCCGUCCAGUGGGUCACAGCCACCAGCGAGGAGCACAGCAGAGGCAUCCGCCUGACCGUGCAACACAGCAAGGUGGGGACAGGGCAGUAAUGGGGGACAGCGUGG
Messenger RNA from Coturnix japonica (Japanese quail), 507 nucleotides. The record is from RefSeq and is a predicted model, not a curated record. Lineage: Eukaryota; Metazoa; Chordata; Aves; Galliformes; Phasianidae.